GUACGCCUCUUUCCCUAUCAUCCGGAGCGGCCCAAGGAGCCGGGCGACCUUCCAACCAUCCUGGGAUACCUCUUUACUGACCAUCGGCCAGUCUCGACAAAGACACGGCCAACGUCCAAAUCCUCCUUGCAAAUGGAUGUAGCCGACCCCAACCCGGGUGCGGGGAGUGGCGCUGGCGAUGUGUCACCAACCGCCUCGAGCAACGCAAAGGCGAGGAAGAGGACCAAGACCGGAUGCCUGACCUGCCGCAAAAGGAGAAUCAAGUGCGGCGAAGAGAGGCCUACCUGUGCCAACUGCAUCAAAUCAAAACGACAGUGCGAAGGCUACAACCAGCGCGUCGUCUUCAAGCCUCCCAUCGGGGACUGGCCAAACCAUCCAGGAGUGGUGACCAACCUGCAAUAUCACAACUCGAUGCUUCCCGGCAGCCGUGCACAAACUUACCGUCCCACUGCCUCAUCGGCGCAGGCGUCUGAAAACACCCUCUCAUCACUCCAACCCCGACCGCUCAGCCACUUCGAUUACCGAUCGGAAACCCCACCUGCUCUUGACCACCUCAAUACCCAGCAUGCCUACACCGGAACUGGCCCAUCCUACGGGCAGGACGGUAGCUACAGUCAACCCCUCGCCUCACCUCAACACCAACCACUACAUUCUCCUCAGCAUCAACUGCCAACGCCCACAAGCGCGACGUCUUACUUUCCUCAGACGUCGCCGGUGCAUGCAAGCUUCCAAUCACAGUAUGCUCAGAAUGCUGCACGAUAUUCACCCACGCAAUACCAAACCCAACCUUCUCACGACCAGAAUUAUACGUACGGGAGCCACUCGCAGGCACCCAUUCAACCGCCACAAAUUAGUUCCGCGAGCUACAGCCAGGCCUACUCACUGGCAGCCUCACACGGAGACGAUUCGCAUUCUAUUUACCAACCUGUUCAGAUACCCCAGCAUGACGUGUCUUCAUCUGUAGCGUAUAUGCCCCAGCAUGCUGUUUACGGUAUGUCUCAAUCUGCUACCGCGACUACGGCGAGAGACCUCCCCGUCAGUGGUCUUGGCCGCGACGACCACAUCAGCCUCACACAAGUCCUUGAGGAGGCUGCUGUAGAGGAAGUUGAUGAUGACUACUGGGAUGUUGACUCGGACGCAGAGAUGGCGGAUAUGCCAGGAGCGCCUGAUGAGGACGCCAUGAUCUUGAGUCGGGAUUUUAGUCUCAUGCGAAAGAUACAGUACCAGCAUACGAACGAGUUGUCUUUGCGACGAUAUGAUGCCUUCAUCUACGAAGGUGUCUUGGCAUCCUACAAAGCGGAGCAGGUUGCAAAUCCGCUGAAGAAUCCCAGAACCGCAAGAGUGUUUGCGCACUUCAUCCACGUCACGGCACCAUCACUCUCAAUCUACGAGCGAAACCCGCGAAACCCCGCGUCCCUGUUCGAAGGACCGACCCCGCCGUCACAGCAGAACCUGUGGACAUACAUCCUACCGUUGAAAGCUCUGAACCAUCAGGGGUUGCUGCACGCUAUGCUGGCAUUGGCGAGCUUACACAUCGCAAUACUACAGCGUGCUUCGGUAACCCCAUCGUACAAACAUUACGCGUACGCAUUGAAGCGGCUUGGAAGAUCGCUUGCCAACCCCAAACGACGGCACACCAUUGCUACAGUUGCAACAAGUCUACUCUUGGCCUUUUACGAAGUGAUGACUGCCGAGCACGUCAAGUGGUCAACCCACUUAGUUGGAGCUGCGCAGCUGCUUUCCGAGCUCGACUUUCCCUCGCUUACCCGAGAAGCCCGCCGUUUGAGAGCGGCCCAAGAGGCUCAAGAGUCAAAGUUCCUCGCCGGUCUCGGCGGUGCAGAUCCACUACCGACGAUAGAUACAAUGAUGCCCGACGAAGGUAUGGUCAGUGCGAUAAUUGGGAAAAAGGUCAGUUAUGAAGAUUUUGGGAGGGUGCUUGAACCAGGCGAAGAUGGCCAAGAGAAAAGGUCCCCUUUGCCAGGAAAGUUGGACAUCAAGACGUUUGAAACGUUGCAAGAUCUGCAGUGGUUUUACAUGCGCCAUGACGCCUUUCAGAGCAUGGUCAGCGGCAAUCCCUUGAUAACACCCUUUCGCAAGUGGUCCAACUGCCCCCCUCGCGCACCGCUCGGCCGCCCAGACGCCGUCUUUGGUACUCAUGACCACGUCGUUCUUCUCAUCGCUCGUAUAGCCGACUUUGCCGUUCGAGAUCGCCCGAGGAAGCUCAAACAAGUGGAAGCAAAUGGGGGACAGUGGAGGCCGAGCCCCAAUAUGCCUGGCGGCAUGCCUACGGGGCCACCAUCUGCGGCAGCGGGACCUUCGGGGUCUUCAAAUACUCCGGCCACACCCAUGAGUCCCCAGCCACAGCUGCAUGGGACCCCUGGCUCCAUGUCUACACCGGUCGCUGAACAAGGAUCAGGACCACAGCAAGGGCAUAGACCACGCGCACCACCUCCCAUGCCGGCGUUCUAUGGUAUGGCACCAACUCAAGGUCCGUCGGCACUUCCCAGAAGCUACGCGACACCCGAAGGCUUUGCCUAUGAGCAAUCCCCCACAACUUCCAAUACUCCCCACCCAAAAUUUGCAGAUCUUCCUGCUGCCCUUGCAGCAGCAGAAGAAGAGUGGCAGGAGAUGUCUCGAGCCCAUGCCACGAUCGCAAGCACUCUCACCAACAAUGAGGCCUUUUCACCUCUCAGCGAUGACCUUUACCCAGUCGCUCCUGGCGGCAACAUGACACCCUUUGGGCCGGCCCUCGUGCACCGCAGCUACGACAUAAGCACAAUUUGGACGAUGCUCCAUCUUUCUAAGAUCUUGCUCAUACGGUCGCAUCCUGCAAUGCCCCCUGCUGCAACGAUAGCAGCUGGCGUUGCCGCAGCAACAACCAAACCCUACGCCAUGCUGAUCGGACGUGUCUCUGCAGGUAUGCAAGUGCCGGCUAGCGACGAUAUACCGCUUAGUCCCUUCCUCGGUGCGGCCCUCAUUGAGACCACGAUGGCACUUUUCUUCGCAGGCGUGCAGUAUCAGGAACCCCCACAGCGCGCUUGGCUCAUCAAGCGCCUACUAAGUAUCGAUCGUCGAACGGGCUGGGCAUCCGCGGCAGUAAUCGCGCGUGCGUGCGAGACAUCCUGGGAAAGAGCUGCAGAAGCAGGGAGAGGGCCGCGAUAUGAGGGUAGGAAGACUCGACCGUAUGGCGAAGACGGACCGAUAGUACUCGACGGUGAGGGAGACGAAGGAGGAUGGGGUGGCGGUGGAGUGGUGAGGGGGAAGGUGUUCACUGUGAUUAGUGACGACGCGAGGUAUACUGCGAUGGGGAGUGUGAGAGUGCCGUGGGCAAAGAAUGUGUUGGCCAGUGAGGAGGAAUUGCGGGCAGAUAUGGAGAGGGUAGAGUUGAAGGGUCGCUGAGUAAACCACCGGGUACAAAGUGGACUUGCCUUUAUUGCAGAGGAAAAGACCCCUCGCUUGGCUGGGACAUGCGCCAUCCUGUCUUGACUUGCUGACGCGACAACGACACGCAAGGACACUCGACGGCCUCACCAUCGUUGGACGACGGUGGACCCGACGAGAACGAAGUCAACCAUUUUCACCUACGAACGAUGCGACACUCAACCGUUUUAUGAACCUUAUCCUCCGGGCGGAACAAAAAUUAGAUUUGACAUUUUACGGGCUAGACAAAUUUCUGGGCGCAGGUAUUGGAACGCGACCUGGAUCUUUUUCGCGGACUUUGGCCUCUUUGGGUGCGACGACUCGAUCACAAUCACAAUGACAU
Molecule: messenger RNA, 3763 nt
Organism: Paraphaeosphaeria sporulosa
Lineage: Eukaryota; Fungi; Ascomycota; Dothideomycetes; Pleosporales; Didymosphaeriaceae
Exons: 6
Coding region: 133-3399 (1088 amino acids)
Biological process (GO): positive regulation of transcription by RNA polymerase II
Cellular component (GO): nucleus
Molecular function (GO): DNA-binding transcription factor activity, RNA polymerase II-specific; transcription cis-regulatory region binding; zinc ion binding
Source: RefSeq, a predicted model, not a curated record